AAAUGGGGGACUGUUACUCCGUGGACAGGGCCAUCACUCACCUCAACAACAACUUCCUUUUCGGACAGAAGCUCAACGUUUGUGUGUCGAAGCAGCAGGCUAUUGUGCCAGGGCAGUGCUACCAGUUAGAGGACAACACUAGCAGCUUCAAAGAUUUCCAUGGAUCCCGCAACAACCGCUUCACUUCACCGGAGCAGGCGGCUAAAAACCGAAUCCAGCACCCCAGCAACGUCCUACACUUCUUUAACGCACAGCCCGAUAUUUCUGCAGAGAUCUUCAACCAGGUCUGUGAAGAACUCGGUAUCAAGAGCCCCACAAGUGUGAAGCUUUUCACCGGAAAGAGUGAGCGAAGUUCAUCUGGUCUGCUUGAGUGGGAAUCCAUAAAUGAUGCCAUGGAAGCUCUAGCUUUGAUGAACCAUUAUCAGAUGAAAAACCCUAGUGGGCCUUACCCUUACACACUGAAGCUGUGUUUCUCAACCACACACCAUGCCAACUAAAUACUCUCCUCAAACUAUUUGUAACGUUUUGUGUCUUUGCAUUGAGUAUACCGCAGUUCUGUUGUCACGUACCAUUAAAACAAUAUUGACAAAAACUAAGAUUAAUGUGCUUUAGAAAAGUUACUUAAAUUAUACGUUUUUUUAAUGAUUUAUUUUAAUUUUACAAAGUUUUUCAAUCAGUUGUUUAUUUUGUAUGUUCCCAACACUAGAUCUGAACACCACCACCCCCAAGUUUUUGGUUUCUAAAUAAAGUGAACAGUAACUAUAA
Messenger RNA from Acanthochromis polyacanthus (spiny chromis), 765 nucleotides. Its product is annotated as heterogeneous nuclear ribonucleoprotein L-like. Gene Ontology annotation, molecular function: mRNA binding. The transcript has 5 exons. The record is from RefSeq and is a predicted model, not a curated record. Gene Ontology annotation, biological process: regulation of RNA splicing. Lineage: Eukaryota; Metazoa; Chordata; Actinopteri; Pomacentridae. Gene Ontology annotation, cellular component: nucleus. The coding region runs from base 3 to 497 and encodes 164 amino acids.